CCAAAUACAAUGAUAAAGACACCGGAGGCAUGUUGGUGUGGUCUCCAUAUCAUACUAUAGUCGACACUAAAUUGGAUGAAUACAUUGCCAUUGCAAAGGAAAAACAUGGCUAUAAUGUGGAGCAGGAUGAGAGCCGCAGGGACAGGAGAAGAAGACUCGACUCACUGCGCUUGGCUGUCAUCAAAUGUAAAAGGUUGCACACCGAUUGAAACGGGCUGGGAUGACGCAAAUGUCACUUGAGACCAACUUGACCAGUGAAAGUUCUCAACAUCGUCGGCAUCCGAUGUAGAGGAGGCAGGGUUUGGACGGGCAGGGAAUGAGAAAAAGUCUGAUGUUUUUCGUUUGCGCAUUUCGUUUUCUUGUCAGCUGGCUAACGUUAGUUAGCUACACAGUUAGCUAGCCUACAUUUAACGUAUAAAUUCAAAUUCCAACGAACUAAACCACAUCAAACUAAAUUAAACACCUUUAAUAAAGUUAACACUUCCAACUUUUUAACCCGAUAAACUUGACGUUAAACCUGUUUCUGUUCAUCUAUACAGCCGAUGCUUCAACCGCUGCAGGACAAGAGUGCAGAGUUUAUUUACUGGAAACCAUACAGGAGUGCACGCGAUAGGGCAGGUAGACGCAGGCGCAAGAGGAGAUGAGAGUUCAGUAGCCUAACACAAGACGUAUGGUCAUUUCUAUUUCAUUUCCUUUUAAAUUUUGUUUGUGGGUAACGGUGGCCACUGGCGACUGGCAGAAAAAACAUGGUCGCAAAAUUAAAAAGUUAGUCGCAUUGGCGACCAUUUUAGUCGCCAUGUGGAGCCCUGUUACAGUGAUCCAAACUGUGCUCAGUCCAUGCUGAUAGAUGAUCAGCAGCUUUAUUUAUAUAAUCAUAUUCAUUUAUGGUUGAUGAGCCAGCACUCGUAAAUCAGUCCCCAGGAAAAGCAUGACGCAGCUGUGUGUCCAACAGGCUCUUGGCAUGCUCUUCUGGCACAAGCACAACAUUGAGAAGUCCAUGGCAGACCUGCCCAACUUCACCCCCUUCCCAGAUGACUGGACGGUGGAGGACAAAGUGCUGUUUGAGCAAGCCUUCAGCUUCCAUGGCAAGAGCUUUCACAGGAUCCAGCAGAUGUUGCCAGACAAAUCCAUAUCAAGUCUUGUGAAGUACUACUAUUCAUGGAAAAAGACCAGAUCAAGGACAAGCUUGAUGGACAGACAAGCAAGAAAGCUGGCAAACCGAAGUAAUCAAGAUGAAAGUGAUGAAGAAAUGGAGGAAGCUAAUCCUAUUGAGGCAAAUGACAGUGAUUAUGACCCUACUAAAGAGACGAAGAAAGAGAGCCAUGUUGAGCCACAGAUAAUGAGCUCUAAGAUCAUCAUGGGCCGGCGAGACCACCAGACCCUGCAGCAUCGGCACCACUCACAGCGCUCCAAAUGCCGUCCACCCAAAGGCAUGUACCUCACGCAGGAGGACGUGGUGGCUGUGUCCUGCAGCUCCACCGCUGCUAACACUGUCCUCCGACAGCUCGACAUGGAGCUUGUCUCCCUUAAAAGACAGGUCCAAAAUGCCAAGCAGCUGAACAGCGCUCUGAAACAGAGGAUUGAAUCUGGCAUUGAUGAGUACCGGCUGCCUGAGUCCAACCAAAAAGUCAAUGCCCGCUGGACAACAGAUGAGCAGCUGCUUGCCGUUCAAGGAGUUCGCAAGUACGGCAAAGACUUCCAGGCCAUCGCCGAUGUUAUUGGUAAUAAAACAGUGGGGCAAGUUAAGAACUUCUUUGUGAACUAUCGGCGGCGUUUUAACCUGGAGGAUGUGCUGCAGGAGUGGGAAGCCGAGCAGGGAACUCGUGCCCCCAACGGAGACAGCACAACCGCUGGAGAGGAUGGAAAAAACAGCUCCAACUUGCCUUCAGGAAAGAGCACAGACGAAGAGGAGGAAGAGGGUCAGGUGACACCUGCCUCUGGACCCUCUCCCAUAGCUGUAGCGUCAUUGGCCAUGGCAGCAGCAAGUGGCAGCACGUCCUUGAAUCAGCCUCCGCCUUUAUUACGGCCCUCUCUGCCAGCCACUCCUGCACUGCACCGUCAGCCUCCUCCCCUCCAGCAGCAGGCCCGUUUCCUGCAACCUCGAUCAGCUCUAAACCAGCCACCACCCCUCAUUCGGCCUUCCAACCCACUACCCCCACGCCUCAAUCCCCGCCCUGCUGCACCCACCAACACUAGCAUGGGCCCACAGCCCCCCACAUUAGUGGGCAUUCCAUCUGAAAGCCCAUCUUCCUCUCUGCAUUGAGUAUGAGCCGCAGCACCCAGAACUGAGGGUGAGAAAGAGAAAGAAGCACUCACAAAUUCUUUUGUUGUUGAAUUUGUGGUAUUGUUUUCUAUCGAUGUUUUGGUAUAGUCAUUAGAGGGCAGUAUUGAUCAUGUACCCACAAGAAACAGUUCAAAAGACAAAAACCUAGAUCAUAAGGUGUGUUAGUAAAGUGUUGAGCCAUUACAAUGUGCCAGAACAGCUUCAUUGUUUCUUGCCAUAGAUUCUCCACAGCUCUGGAAAGGUGCCGGAGUGAUUUGGUGUUUUGGUGAUGGUGGUGGAGAGCACUGUCAAACAUGGUGCUCCAAAAUCUCCUGUAGGUUUUCACUUGGGUUGAGAUCCGGUGACUGUGAAGGCCAUAAAUUUACAUCCUAUUAACACUAAUCAAACCGUUGUUGAGCCUUUUUGCCUUGUGGAUUGGGGUGGAGUCAUCCUGGAAGAGACCACUCCCAUAAGGAUAGAAAUGUUUUGUCAUAGUGUAAAAAUGAUCUGAAAAGAAUUUUGUACUGAUUUGUAGCAACUCUUUCCUCUAAGGGGAUAAAUGGACCCUAACCAUGCCACAAAAAAAAACCCUCACAGCAUUAAAGAUCCACUGUUUUUUUUUCCCCCUUUAAUUUGUCACCACUCUGCAUGUGUGUAAUGUUAGCCUUUGACCGAUGUUUGUAAAUCAUGUUUAUUUAAAUAUUGUGUAACUGACCCUUUUUAAAAUGUUUUAUCAUAACAUGUUGCUCUUAUGAGUUCAUACAAGUGGCAAAAGACAAUGCUGUGUUCUAGAAAUUUGUCUUGCAGUGAGUGCUGCAAAAACCAAAAGUCCAGGAGGUGGAGCUGGAUCUGAUCCACCUCCUCCUCUAACCCUAACCCGCUCACAACACAGAACAAUACACUUAUCCAACCUGAAACACACCGAGUUGUUCCCGCGUCCUGGACUUUUGGCUCAAGUCUGCCCAGGCAGGAGGAACUGGAUUAGGUCCAACUUCACCCUUGGACUUUUGAUUCUGUAGUGACUGGUACUUGCUUGCAGUCAGAAAGUGACAGCGAGUGUUUGUUUUUUAAAGUUUAUUAUAAAAGGGCUUUUCAAGUCCUGCUGUAUUUCCUUUUCCUGAUGUAAGUGUUCAGUGCACAGUUUUUGUGACUCUCUUGUCAUGUGUGUGUAUAUAAAUAUGAUUUAUUUUUAUACUUGGUGCUAAGGACUACAGACAGAUUAAUGCCUAUUGUCCAUAUCUUUCACCAUGAAAGUGCUCUUAAGGUUUAAGAGAACAUUGUGUUUGUUUUGAAACGGACAUUUCCGAUUUUAAACAUUGUCACAAGUCUUGAAAUUCUCCACAGACUACUGUGGUACACAGUUCAUGUUAUGAUAAAGAAUGGCCAAUUGAUUUUCAUUGAGAGAUUUUCAUUGCAUUAAAGACCAUGAAUUUUGACCUUGUUGAUUAUGAACACUGAAAAGAGCUGACAUCAAGUGGUCUCAAACUUAAAGUAUCCCUUUGGUGUAAAAAAAAAAAAAAAAAAAAAAAAACAUUUUGGUAAUACAGUUACACUUUUAUGGACCUAAUUUCUAUUAAAAUUAGAUCAGUCAUUAGAGUCAAGUAGAUAUUAUUUAUAGAGCUACUUAUUUUGGGGUUAUUGAGGUUUCACCAGUAAAACAGGCUACUAACGAGUAAUAUAGGUGUUGUUGAUAUGUUUAUUUGCCUGUACAAUGGAUACUUGUUCUUCAUUUCAUAAUCAUAAGUGUUUUGCUGUACUUCCGCUUUGGUUUGUUGAUUCAGUCUGUGGAGAUGCUGGGUUUGUGUUGUUCCUGCAUGUCACUAUGUUUGUAAGUUCACUGCUGUCUAUGUAUUUGAAUCCUUUUGUGUUGUAUUUUCUCUCAUGUAUGCUCUGUGGUCUGAUUUUAGUCUGAUUUUCAUGUACCAACUUUAUAGUUUCUUUAAUGUAAAUCUAAGUGUAAAUGUUGUCCCUUUUUACACAAUUACCUCUUAGAAUGUCAAAAUUAUUUAUAGCACUUAUUGAUUAAGUAGGAACCACCUUCCUAGUGGAUUAAGACUCUUUUUCCCUGUAACACUUGACAGACACAAUGUCUACUUUCUCUGCAUUUCAGGCAUUAAAGCAGAAGUGUCCACACUAAA
Molecule: messenger RNA, 4401 nt
Organism: Ictalurus punctatus (channel catfish)
Lineage: Eukaryota; Metazoa; Chordata; Actinopteri; Siluriformes; Ictaluridae
Gene: rcor3
Product: REST corepressor 3
Exons: 10
Coding region: 929-2263 (444 amino acids)
Biological process (GO): regulation of transcription by RNA polymerase II; negative regulation of DNA-templated transcription
Cellular component (GO): transcription regulator complex; histone deacetylase complex
Molecular function (GO): transcription corepressor activity
Source: RefSeq, a predicted model, not a curated record